Mercurialis annua (annual mercury) is the source of this 1800-nucleotide messenger RNA. Its product is annotated as F-box/FBD/LRR-repeat protein At1g13570-like. The record is from RefSeq and is a predicted model, not a curated record. The transcript has 5 exons. Lineage: Eukaryota; Viridiplantae; Streptophyta; Magnoliopsida; Malpighiales; Euphorbiaceae. Gene Ontology annotation, molecular function: protein binding. The coding region runs from base 261 to 1529 and encodes 422 amino acids.
AGUAACUUUUUAAAAUGGUCACGUCCUUCUUAACACCAUUUGAAAGAGGGGGGCACAAUCCAGUUGUUUUUUAAUUUCAAGAGUCUGCUAUGAUCAAGUUUGUCAUCAACAAUUUAUCCGUUUUUUAGCAUUACAGAUUUGGCGCAAAAUUAGACUCAAAAGCACAUGAAAACUCAGAUACACUCGAAAACUCUCUGUUUACAGAAUUGAGUACGGCCAAGCAACCGAAUUAACCAAGAAAGGGGCAAAGCAAGGCGAAAAUGAAAACUACGGAUAACCACCUCAGAAAAAAGAUUAAGAGAACCUCAAGAGCCGAUAGAAUCAGUAAUUUGCCAAGUGAAAUCAUAGACAAAAUUCUAAUUUGUCUGCCGAUUAAAGAAGCAGUGAAAACUAGUGUCUUGUCCAAGAAUUGGAGGUUCAAGUGGAGAUACCUUUCCAAAUUGGUAUUUGAUACAACUUUUUAUCACACAGCUGGAAAUCCUUCUACUACUAAACCCUUUUUUGAUAUGUAUAAGGUUCUAUUACUUCUUCGAGGUCCCAUAUUCCAUUUUACUCUUCGUAUUCCAGUGUUGAACAUUUAUCCUGAGAUUAACCAGUUGAUGCUAUAUCUAAGCGAGAGAGAUGUUCAAGAAAUUAACUUUACAGUUUAUGAUUUCUCCAUAUCGGUGCCAUCAUUUCUGUUCUCAUGUGCGACAUUGAGGAGCUUGACCUUGUCCACAUGUAAGUUCAAAGCUCCAUCGGCAUUCCAAGGGUUUGUGAAGUUGAUUUCUCUUAUGUUUGAGGCGGUUCAUUUUGAAACUAAUGUGUUUGAAACUUUCAUCUCCAAAUGCCCAUUACUUGAAACACUUUCUAUAAUAAGCUGUUACAAUAUUAGCAGCCUCCAUGUUGACAUUCCUUAUCUUAAGUUCUUUCGCUUCAUGGGUAGAUCAUCGUCUAUUUGUUUUAGAAAAACUAGUCAGCAUCUUUCAACAGUCAUAUUUGAUGGAUAUCAUGCUGGACCCUCAACUUAUGAACCAACUAAGCUUUUGGAAUGUGCGCCUAUGAUCGAGCACUUGCGUCUCGGAUCUGGCUAUGUAAAUUGGCUGCUGUAUGGAACUAUGUGGAGAAAACUUACCCUUGGCUGUCUUAGAGUUCUUGAACUGCCUCACUUAUAUUUUGGGUGUACAGCUACGGUCUCUUCUGUUCUUUACUUGAUUGUGAGUUCUCCUAACUUAGAGAAGCUUGAUAUUGGGUUUGUUAUGAGUAUGGAUGGCAUACAGCCUCUUGCUCCGGAAUUUUUAAAAGUACAAGACCUCUUACAUAAUGCAUUGAAAAAGCUUCGACUGGUGAACUUAGAGCUCUCACACUCAAAAGAAGUGAAGUCUGAUCUUGAAUUUAUCAAGUUUAUAUUGGCUGAAUCAGUAGUACUUGAAAAGCUGUACAUAGAGCCUGCCCAUGGAACAGUUGUUGAAGAUGGACUUAAGAUUUGGAAAGAGAUACUCCGACUUCAACGUGCAUCAGAAAAAGUAGAAAUUUUAUACUUAGAUUGAUGAUGAUGGUGACUGUUGAUAUUGAUAUUAGUGAAGGCCAUGCUUAGGUUAGGAUGUUGAUUAUGUCUGAAAAUGGAUACUUCGGUUUUAGAAUUUCAUUUUCUCUUUUCAUCAAAACUAGCUCUGAAGUUUCAGAAUUAUGUGAAUUCUAUUUUGGAGUUGUAUAUGUUCGUAACACAAAUUCCUUUUUGAAGUGAAUGAGCAGGUACAAUUAAUGGCUCCCCGCCUUACCCGUUACAACCGGUUGGUGGUUGCGCCGUUCUUGAAACUA